Molecule: messenger RNA, 3789 nt
Organism: Mangifera indica (mango)
Lineage: Eukaryota; Viridiplantae; Streptophyta; Magnoliopsida; Sapindales; Anacardiaceae
Product: exocyst complex component SEC8
Exons: 27
Coding region: 204-3362 (1052 amino acids)
Biological process (GO): exocytosis; Golgi to plasma membrane transport
Cellular component (GO): exocyst
Source: RefSeq, a predicted model, not a curated record
GCUCCAUUUCUUAUUUUUACCGAGUCUGAUAGCUCCAGAUAUAGCUCCCUUGCCCGGUUGUCCAUAUAGUCCAGCGAGCUUUUGAUUUUUCUUCAAAAGAGAUCUCUAUUCACACGAACACUUGUCUUCAAAAUGCAGUAGCCGAAUCAAACAAAGCUUCACAGGUACCUUUCUCCAACGGUCACUGGAGUGAAAGACUCAAAAUGGGGAUUUUCGAUGGAUUGCCGAUUAGUCCUGAGAAAGCAUAUUUAAGGGAAGAGAUUGCAAGAAUAGAUGAGAGUUGGGUUGUUGCACGUUUUGAUUCUUUACCUCAUGUUGUCCAUAUUUUAACAUCUAAGGAUCGUGAAGGGGAAGUUCAAGUUCUAAAAGACCAAAAUGAUGUUAUUGAGGAGGUGGUGGAUGAAGUGGUUCAUGCUUAUCACAGUGGCUUCAACAGAGCAAUUCAGAAUUAUUCACAGAUAUUACGGUUAUUCAGCGAGUCUGCUGAAAGUGUCAAGGAGUUAAGGGUUGAUUUGGCUGAGGCAAAGAAGCGUCUUGGCACCCGCAAUAAGCAAUUACAUCAAUUGUGGUAUCGGUCUGUUACCUUACGGCAUAUCAUCUCACUCUUAGAUCAAAUUGAAGGCAUAGCUAAGGUUCCAGCCCGAAUUGAGAAGCUCAUUGCAGAAAAGCAGUUUUAUGCCGCAGUUCAGUUGCAUCUUCAAUCAGCAAUAAUGCUGGAGCGAGAGGGCCUUCAAACGGUUGGUGCUCUUCAAGAGGUUCGAUCUGAGUUGACAAAGUUGCGAGGAGUUCUUUUUUAUAAAGUUUUGGAGGAUUUGCAUGAUCAUCUUUAUAAUAAGGGUUUAUAUAGUGUGGUUGCCUCAAACUUGCAUGAAAUGGAUGAUGAAGUUCCAACCACUGUAGCUGUUGCAUUUACAACGAACAAUUCACAGUCUCUUUCUAGAAGAACUAGGCUUAAAGGUGACAACCAGUUUGGUGCUCAUGGACUUGCAGAUGGAUCACAUAGUUCAACAUUCGAUGGCCAUGAUGAGGAGGGUUCUCCUGGAAUACAUGAAAAUGGUGGGGAGGGAAGUAAAGACAUGAAAAUGUUUUCUCAUCAAAUUCCAGCAUGGCUUUCAAACUCUACUCCAGAUGAAUUUAUCGAAGCAAUGAGAAAGAGUGAUGCUUCACUUCAUAUAAAGUAUUUGCAGACCAUGGUGGAGUGCCUUUGCAGGCUUGGCAAAAUUGCAGCUGCUGGUGCUGUUAUAUGCCAAAGAUUGCGGCCUACAAUUCAUGAGAUUAUAACAUCAAAGAUUAAAGCUCAUGCAGAGCAUAUUAAUCUCUCAAAGUCAGGUAUUUGUCAGGCUGCUCGAACUGGUACGACAGGUCUCCAUUUUAUGAAGGGGCAGUUAGAAAGUUAUCAGUUGCCAAAACACAAGCGUCAGAAUGGGAUGUCAUUGGCUGGGACUCUAUUGGCAGUUAGCCCUGUCUCACCAGUGAUGGCUCCCUUGGGAAAAGCACAGACUGCUGCAAGAGAUCUCCUCAAAUCAAUUUUGGAUACUGUUGAAAGAAUAUUUGAAAACCAUGUUGUUGUUGGAGAGCUUCUGGAAUCCAAGUCCAGCCAACCUGACAUAAACACACCCAACUCUAUUGUAGCUGAUGCAAACUGGAACCCUGACUCUGAAGCAUCAAUUACUGGUGGCUAUAGUAUUGGCUUUUCCUUGACAGUUUUACAGAGUGAAUGCCAACAACUCAUAUGUGAGCUUUUGAGAGCAACUCCUGAAGCAGCAUCUGCAGAUGCUGCUGUGCAAACAGCUAGGCUUGCUAGUAAAUCUCCUUCCAAAGAAAAAAGGGAUGGAUCAGAAGACGGUCUUACAUUUGCUUUUCGCUUCACAGAUGCCACUAUAUCAAUUCCUAACCAGGGAGUUGAUCUCAUUCGCCAAGGAUGGAGUAGGAAAGGUCCCAAUGUGUUACAGGAGGGUUAUGGGACUGCAGCUAUCUUGCCUGAACAAGGCAUAUACCUAGCAGCAUCAAUAUACCGGCCCGUUCUUCAGUUUACGGAUAAGGUUGCUUCAAUGCUGCCAAAGAAGUAUUCCCAGCUUGGGAAUGACGGAUUGCUAGCAUUUGUUGAGAAUUUUGUGAAGGACCAUUUCUUACCGACUAUGUUUGUAGAUUAUCGGAAAGGCGUUCAGCAAGCGAUAUCAAGUCCAGCUGCCUUUCGGCCACGAGUGCAUACCGGCACUACUUAUGUUUCAUCAAUUGAGAAGGGUCGGCCUGUCUUGCAGGGACUUUUGGCAAUUGAUUUCUUAGCAAAAGAGGUGCUUGGUUGGGCUCAAGCAAUGCCUAAAUUUGCUGCAGACCUUGUGAAGUAUGUGCAAACUUUCCUGGAGAGAACGUAUGAAAGAUGCCGGACUUCAUACAUGGAGGCAGUUCUUGAGAAGCAGAGUUAUAUGCUUAUUGGGAGACAUGAUAUUGACAAAUUGAUGCGACUUGAGCCAGCAAGUGCCUUUUUACCAAAUGCACAUGGUCAGUUGGGUACUGGAAAUAAUGGCAGUGAUGCUGAGGCUCUUGAGGUUGAGUCAGAACUGAGUGAACUCUUCUUGAGUUUGCGGCCAAUCAAGCAGGAGAAUCUAAUUCGUGAUGAUAACAAACUAAUUUUGCUGGCAUCCCUGAGUGAUUCAUUGGAGUAUGUUGCAGAAUCAAUCGGAAGGCUUGGACAAGCAACCCUAAGAGCAUCAAAUCAGGUAGAAGAGAGUAGCAAGCAGCAUCAUAUUCGAUCAAGCAGUGCACCUUCUAGAGAUAUUCUAUCAUUUGCCAAUGAAUACAGAAAAUUGGCAAUUGAUUGCCUUAAGGUUUUACGUGUAGAAAUGCAGCUGGAGACAAUUUUUCAUAUGCAGGAAAUGACGAGCAGGGAAUAUAUGGAGGACCAAGAUGCAGAAGAGCCAGAUGACUUUAUUAUUUCACUUACCGCACAGAUAACACGUAGGGAUGAAGAGAUGGCACCUUUUAUCUCAGGAACAAAGCGAAAUUACAUAUUUGGUGGAAUUUGUAAUAUUGCAGCAAAUGCAGCCAUAAAGGCUUUAGUCGACAUGAAAUCUAUCAACCUUUUUGGAGUUCAGCAGAUAUGUCGGAAUUCAAUUGCUAUGGAGCAGGCCUUGGCAGCUAUUCCCUCAAUUGAUAGUGAAGCUGUGCAACAGAAAUUAGACCAUGUCCGCACCUAUUAUGAACUAUUAAAUAUGCCAUUUGAGGCCUUGCUUGCCUUCAUUAUGGAGCAUGAAAGCUUGUUUGCCGCUUCAGAGUAUGCCAAUCUUCUGAAGGUCAAUGUCCCUGGAAGGCAGAUUCCAGCAGAUGCACUAGAUCGAUUAUCAGAAAUUUUACCUUGUUAGCAUUUACUUGAGUGGAUUUGUUCUUGUACUGAAACCAUCGAGCAAUAUUUACUUUUGGAUGGUGUUCUGGCAUGUAUAGCGUUCUCCGUUUAAGCAAUUAUGCACUACAAUGGGUUCCGAAGCCUCUUGGUGUCAUAUUAGCUGCCUAAAUGUGCAACCGCGCUGUGGUAAAUUUUUGUCAUAAACCAUUGGCACGAUGAACAUGAUGUGUUUGGUUACAGUUUAUUCUUUUUUGUGCAGUAUCAAUUUUGUAUGCAUGUCUUUCAGUUUGGCUUCUAUGGAGAUUGAGAGGUUGAGUUUUCUGUUGGUGAUAAAGGUUUGAGAUGCCAUUAUGAACUCCUUUAUGUUGAUUAUUGUUCCCUGUAAAUUGCCCAUAUUAAUUUUCAUAAGAAUUUCAGUUCCUAGAUUAAGUUUAUCAUUAGAUUAA